Camellia sinensis is the source of this 1090-nucleotide messenger RNA. The record is from RefSeq and is a predicted model, not a curated record. NCBI's taxonomy places the organism in Eukaryota, Viridiplantae, Streptophyta, Magnoliopsida, Ericales, Theaceae.
AGACAUGAGAGAGAGAGAGAGAGAGAGGGGAAAGGAGAGAGAAAACGGGGAUCAAAUCUUCUUCUACUUAGAGAGUGAGUGGGAGAGAGAUGGAUGCGCUAGUGAAAGUACCGUAUGAUGCUACAGCGCGGCUGAUGGUAGCUUCGCUGGAGCGCAACCUACUACCGGACGCAGUGAUAAGGAGGCUCACUCGCCUUCUAUUAUCCACUCGUCUCCGUUCCGGUUACCAACCCUCUUCCGACCUUCAACUCUCUCACCUCCUCCAUUUUUCCCAAUCUUUGAGAGAAAUGCCUAUAGCCAUCAAGACUGAGACUGCAAAAUCUCAACAUUAUGAACUACCUACCUCUUUCUUCAAACUUGUUCCUGGAAAGCAUCUCAAAUACAGCUGUUGUCUCUUCACUGAUGAGUCAAAGACCUUAGAGGAUGCUGAGAAAGCAAUGUUAGAGUUGUACUGUGAGAGGGCACAGAUAAAAGAUGGUCACUCUGUUCUCGAUGUUGGAUGUGGGUGGGGAUCACUUUCUUUGUACAUUGCACAGAAGUAUAGUAAUUGCAAGGUUACAGGGAUUUGCAACUCAACGACGCAGAGAGCAUAUAUUGAGGAGCAGUCUCGGGAUCUUCUGCUUCAGAAUUUGGAGGUCAUUGUUGCAGAUAUUGGCACAUUUGAUAUAGAUGCAUCCCAUGACAGAAUAUUUUCCAUUGAAAUGUUUGAGCAUAUGAAGAACUACAAGGAUCUUCUUAAGAAGAUAUCCAAGUGGAUGAAACCAGAUAGCCUUCUUUUUGUACAUCAUUUCUGCCAUAAAGCAUUUGCUUAUCACUUUGAGGAUGUCAAUGAAGAUGACUGGAUUACUAGGUACUUCUUCACUGGAGGUACAAUGCCUUCAGCAAAUCUACUUCUUUAUUUUCAGGUCAGUUCAACAUUCUUUGCAGCUUUUAAUUAUUUCCUCUGAUUUCUUUGUUCUUGUUAGAAGACUUAGUUUCCCACUGUCUUUUGUUGUGCUAACUCCAGAAACAAUAAUUGGUCAUUUUUAUCUUUCUUUGUGCACACAAGUCCAAUGCAUGUGAAAGUACAGUUGUUUCUUCUCAAAUAGCA